Molecule: messenger RNA, 3368 nt
Organism: Marchantia polymorpha subsp. ruderalis
Lineage: Eukaryota; Viridiplantae; Streptophyta; Marchantiopsida; Marchantiales; Marchantiaceae
Source: the annotation of a GenBank genome assembly
CUGAAUCGCAGUGCUGCCGCCUCGUCAUUGGGUCCUCCAGAUUGAUAAGUCUGAUGGUAUGCCCCGACUAUUUUGAACCUAAAAUCGAUGUCGGAAGGUAUUUCCAACGAACCGUUAUGUGGAACUCUGAUGACAUGACCCGGCGGCUGCGUUCUGUCAUCUUCUUAGCGCUUGCCUCCAUCCGUCUGUGAUGAUAGGCCCACAUGAUUGACACGUUCACGAUAAAUUGAUGCCCGCUCCAUGAAGACAGAUACUCUGAUCAUUGACGAUCGGAGCACGAACUCCAUGACAACCUUCGAUGAAACUCUCGUCCUCUGGUCGCUCAUGGAGAACUUGAAUAGACUUCCGAAGGAGAGCUGACUGAAGAGGGACCCUAAAACGUAAGUUAUGACAGAGCGCUGAUCGCGUCGGCGACACAGGAAGUGAUCACAAGAACCAGAAGAAUUAUCGACAAGGGCCAGAUGGUUGGGACAAUAUGAGAAGUGAUGGAAAACACACUUUGGUUACUUUCAAAUGGCCUCUACGAACCGAGCAGAUGUAAAAGUUGAUACCUUCACAGAAUAAAUCUAUUCUAAAAAGACCGACACGGGUGGAGUUUCGCUCAUAACCCUUCAAGAGCCUCCAAGUUUACCCCAUGGUGAUUCCAUGCAGGUCUCCUUUUCUAGCGGUCGAUGAAUCUCAUCACUGACAACAACUUCCUCUACGAGAGUCAAAUGUGUUGAAGAUCGUUCUACAAAGCCUGGAAUACUGUGCUCUGUUAAGAGCAGUUUAAGGACCUGAGGAGCUGUUGAUGGACAAUAUGUCAGAUUAUACAAACGUGACUUAUGAUCUGGAUGAGAGGGAAGCUUUCAGGGAGAACAUUCUGAGCUCUCUUAGAUCGGGAAGACUGUUAGUAAAAAAUAAAGCAGGCGGAUCAGUGGCUACCUUUAGAUGUCCUUUCUGCACAAAGCGAAAGACGCAAUGCUUUCUUUACAAAGACAUUCUGCAACACGCCGAGGCUAUGGCGAGAAGCAGUACUAAGGGCACAACAGAGCAGACCGAACACGUUGCUCUGGUAUCCUACUUAAAGACAGAUCUCGCGCAAAUGUCCAGUCCUCCUCCUUUCCGAGCUCCCCAGAUGCAGCUGACUACGAAGGCCCCCGAGAGAGAAGAGCUCAUAGCUCAAGACCUUCUGUUAUGUCCAUGGUCGAUGGUUAUUCACAACCUUCAGACAACGGUCAGCGUCGAGGGAAUUAUCGUGGGCCCCUCGGUGCGCGAUGUAAAGUGCUCCUUUGAGACUUUCGGGCCUAAGAAAGUUCACGUGAUCUGGGGACCUAAAGGACAUGCGGGUAUCGGCGUUAUCACCUUCUCCAGAGAUUUUAACGGCUGGAGGAAUGCUCAAGCAUUUGAGAGAUGGUUUAGAGACCGACAGCAUGGCAGAAACGAUUGGCAGAAGAUUAGAGAUUGUAAUUUGCCCAAGGAUGCCGAGCCUUAUGGAUGGCUUGCCCGGAAGGAAGAUUAUUACGGCAGGAACGAGGUCAAGGAUGACCAUCUGGUCGCUAAAUUUCUGCAAAGCAGAGGUCCUUUGGAUCUCAAAGAUAUCGGAAUGAUAGGUGAUGAUUUGAAGAAUAUGCACGAGCAGCGAUAUCAACACCUUGCUGAAGAACUGCUGGAGAAGACCUCAGACUUCCAUCACCUCCUGGAGGAAGUAGAGCUUACGAAGAGAAGUGCGGAAAGUAUGAUUGCUCGACUAGAGGAAAAGCACAAGCAAGAGCUCGACCAGGUGCUUUCAAAAGCUAACUUCUCUACUCAGGAGCACAUAACACAGAUGAGAGCUCUGAAUACGAUGAUGCAAUCGUCGAUGGAGAAACUCAAAUGUAGAUGCCAAGACCUGAGGGAAAGAGAGAAGUUACCUCAAAGUGAAGGAGAGAGGAUUCAACUGGAACAAGCUAAAUUAGAAAACCAAAGGAAGCUGGAUGUUGUCAACCAACAAGCAGAAAUUCAGAAAAAACAUCAAGCUUUCCAAAUGGCGCUUAUAAGGAAGCAUGAGAUGGAAAAUGAGCACCUAGCAGAGUGGAUACAAUUCAAGAAGAUGUCCCUGGCCAAAAAACACCUGAUGGAGCUUGAGAAUCAAAGGCUGGAUGAGAUGCGAGAAAGCAAGAAAUUCUUACAGCUUGCUCAUUCCAUCGAAGAUCCAGAAUAUUUAUCGGACAAAGGAGUCAUGAAUCUGGAGGAAAAAAUCGACUUGAUCGAGAAACAGAAGGCUGAACUGAUCGAGGAGCUGGAAGAAUUAAAAGUAGACAACGACGCACAUAAUGAAACAAUCAUGGCUUUGGCAAGGAGAGAAAGACUUGCCAAUGAUGAAGUACAGGAAGCUAGGCAAGCAGCAGAACUGGCAAUCGGGGAGAUCGGAACUCCAAGCACACUCUAUAUCAGGAAAAUGGGUGAGAUAGAUGAAGGUCCUUGGAGAGAAGCAUGCCAGCAGCGCUACGAAAAUCAUAAAGACGGCUGGGAGACGGUUUUCAGAAAGAAAUAUUCUCGUUGGGAAGAGACUGUCAGAAAUCCCAGUUUCGCUCCAUUUAAGUACGCUUCGGUGGGUGGAAACAGUGAGAGACAGAUUCAGUUCGAUUACAGCGACAAGAAGCUGCUGAAACUCCAGGAGACUCUGGGUGACGAGGUCGUGAGAACAGUAGUCCGAGCUCUCGAAGAGAUCGAGGAAUUCAAUUCCUGUGGUCGAUACCCCGUGCCGAGGAUCUGGAAUGCCAAAGAAGGCAGAAUCGCAACUUUGAAAGAAGUGAUUCGUCACUUGCAUUGUUUAUUGAAACAGACCAAGCGCAAGAAGCGGUCUAGAUCCAAUGCCAAUGCUCACUCAGCACAAGCCGCACCAUCGCUUUUGCCCAUGCAAACAAACGACCCGUUUUGAUUCUAGUCUUCCUCGUAGGCACGUUCUUCUUGUCUGAAAUCAUUGUCUUCUGCAUCAACGACUGUGACAUCUUAGAGAACCCCUUGAGAUCAUUCUAACACUUUCUCAGUUCUCGUUAUCUGCUUGAAGAGCAAAAUUCCAUUACCCGUCUCGUAAGAGUUUUGUAUAGAUAAUGGAACAUUUGGAGUGGCACGAACCCAGAAAAUUGGACCUUCGCCAACGGGUGAUCCUUUUGAGGAGCAUCCGUCAAAUCACACUAAUAUUAUCCGGCAACCGAACUUCUCUUCGUACCAGAUCUCUCAGAGGAAGGACAAAACUCAAGUCGCUGGUUGGAAAAUUACGAGAUAAUCUUUGAUGGUUUCAGUUCAAACAGACCGUUAAUCUGAACCAGUACGAAGGAACACAGUACAGUAUGCACAAUAAAUAUAGUUCGAUGAGUAUAAAUCAUCGGUCGGUCGGUCGGCAA